AAACUGAACCUGCGAAAUGCCUCCAGCCGAGAGCGGCGAGCUGCUGAACAAGAAGCCCAGCUCUUGUCCCAGCUGAAGCAUCCCAAUAUUAUCACCUACAAGGAGUCCUGGGAGGGAGGGGAUGGUCUGCUGUACAUCGUCAUGGGCUUCUGCGAAGGAGGUGAUCUGUACCGAAAGCUCAAGGAGCAGAAAGGGCAGCUUCUGCCUGAAAGUCAGGUGGUGGAGUGGUUUGUUCAGAUCGCCAUGGCUCUGCAGUAUUUACAUGAAAAACACAUCCUUCACCGAGAUCUGAAAACUCAAAAUGUCUUCCUAACGAGAACAAACAUCAUCAAAGUGGGUGACCUAGGAAUUGCCCGAGUGUUAGAGAACCACUGUGAUAUGGCUAGCACCCUCAUUGGCACACCCUACUAUAUGAGCCCUGAAUUGUUCUCAAACAAACCCUACAACUAUAAGUCUGAUGUUUGGGCUCUGGGAUGCUAUGCUUAUGAAAUGGCCACCCUAAAACAUGCUUUCAAUGCAAAAGACAUGAAUUCUUUAGUUUAUCGGAUUAUUGAAGGAAAGCUGCCACCAAUGCCGAAAGAUUAUAGCCCAGAGCUGGCAGAACUGAUAAGGACAAUGCUGAGCAAAAGGCCUGAAGAAAGACCCUCUGUAAGGAGCAUCCUGAGGCAGCCUUACAUAAAGCGCCAAAUCUACUUUUUGGAGGCCACAAAGGCAAAAACCUCCAAAAAUAAUAUUAAAAAUGGUGACUCUAAAUCCAAGCCUGUUUCUUCAGUGGUUUCUGGAAAGGCUGAAUCAAAUCAUGAAGUAGUUCCCCCCCAACCACAGCCUUCUGAGGGCUCCAAGACAUAUGUAAUGAGCGGAAGGGAGAAGGAGAAAGAGAUAGAGCCUUGUUAA
This is a messenger RNA of Eptesicus fuscus (big brown bat), 894 nucleotides long. RefSeq names its product serine/threonine-protein kinase Nek4-like. Gene Ontology annotation, molecular function: ATP binding; protein kinase activity. Gene Ontology annotation, biological process: protein phosphorylation. The transcript has 2 exons. The record is from RefSeq and is a predicted model, not a curated record. The annotation marks the transcript as partial. Lineage: Eukaryota; Metazoa; Chordata; Mammalia; Chiroptera; Vespertilionidae.